UUGACAACUGUAUUGAGUAGUUAAAAAAAUGUUUCCAUUCAUUUUUAAAUAGUUAGUACAUCAAUUGCAGAAGUCUUUAUAGUAAUUAUGGAACACGGUUGGUACCCAAGCAUUAUCGAGUAAAUAUUUCAUUUAAGUACAGUUGUUACUUGUAUAAGUUAAAAUGCCAGAUUCAUGGGGAAGUUUCAUGAACAAACCAGCAAGAGGUUGGUUACAUCCAGACAAUGUUAUUACAAGAAGUAGUGUUUGCUACGAAGUUCGAUAUAUUGGCUGUUUGGAAGUACUCACAUCUAUGAAAAGUUUGGAUUUUGAUACACGAUUUUUAGUAGCCAAGGAAUGUAUAAAUAAAGUUUGUGAAGCGGCUGGACUUAAAACUGCUGACAAAAAACGAAAAGUGGACAAAAAAAUUUUAAGACUUAUCGGUGAUCAUUCAAUUAUGGAUCAUGCAGGAUCAAAUGUUACCUUAUCCAUAUCUAGCACAUGUUUGACAUUAAAACUUAGGGAUUCGCAUGCAGUCAUUUCCACACAUGAUAUGCCUAGAAUAUCUUUUGCAUCAGGGGGUGAUGCUGACACAAUAGACUUUGUUGCAUUUGUAGCGAAAGACAUAAAAGACUGGCGUGCAUGUUAUGUCCUAGAAUGUGGAGAAGGCGAAUUAGCACAAGAUGUUAUUACAACUAUUGGCCAAGCCUUUGAUUUACGUUUUAAACAAUUUUUAACAAAACCUGCACCUGUCUUAAGCUCAAGCACAAGAGAUGAGCGAGAAUAUUAUAAUGAUCUACCUGGAAAGUCUCCCCCAGAAACUGGUCCACCACCUGUACCACCCCUUCCUUCGUAUCAUGAUCAUCGUAAUAGAGAAAGACUAGUUUCAAAUAAUUUAAUUGAUUUGAAUUGUGAAGCUCCUCCACCACCUGUACCACAUCCUGCACAUAACUAUGUUAAUGAUUUUGUAGUUGGAAAUAAAAACCACAAUUCACAACCCCGUGAUGUAUUUGACAUGCAACCUUUUGUGGAUCAUGAACCUCUACCAGUAAUGACACCAAAAUUACAAGAUGAACUUUGGUUUCAUGGUAGUAUUACAAGACAGCAUGCUGAGGCAUUAUUAAAACACGAUGGUGACUUCCUAGUACGAGAAUCACAAGGAUCUCCAGGACAAUAUGUAUUAACAGGUCUUCAAGGGGAUGUAAAGAAACAUUUACUUUUAAUUGAUCCAGAAGGCGCAGUAAGAACUAAAGACCGUAUGUUUGAAAGUGUCAGUCAUUUGGUAAACUAUCAUAGUGAAAAUAAGUUGCCUAUUAUGUCAGCUGAAAGUGCUCUUAUUUUGAGGUAUCCAGUACCACGAACUAGAUUUUGAUCGCUUUAUUUUACCUAACCCAUUCCAGCAAUGAAACAACUCAUUUACAAAUGGUGAUACAUUUAUUUGGGUGUUAAUUACUAAAUGAUAUAUAUAAACUAAAUAAUAUAAUGAUGUGACAAUAGUUUA
Messenger RNA from Myzus persicae (green peach aphid), 1480 nucleotides. RefSeq names its product SHC-transforming protein 1 (gene Shc). Gene Ontology annotation, biological process: cell surface receptor protein tyrosine kinase signaling pathway; intracellular signal transduction. NCBI's taxonomy places the organism in Eukaryota, Metazoa, Arthropoda, Insecta, Hemiptera, Aphididae. The coding region runs from base 164 to 1351 and encodes 395 amino acids. The record is from RefSeq and is a predicted model, not a curated record. Gene Ontology annotation, cellular component: plasma membrane. The transcript is spliced from 10 exons. Gene Ontology annotation, molecular function: receptor tyrosine kinase binding.